This is a messenger RNA of Brassica oleracea var. oleracea, 1088 nucleotides long. Its product is annotated as zinc finger protein AZF2-like. NCBI's taxonomy places the organism in Eukaryota, Viridiplantae, Streptophyta, Magnoliopsida, Brassicales, Brassicaceae. The record is from RefSeq and is a predicted model, not a curated record. The coding region runs from base 123 to 929 and encodes 268 amino acids. The transcript has a single exon. Gene Ontology annotation, molecular function: DNA-binding transcription factor activity.
UUCUUUAGCACUUCACUCCAUCCUCUUCUCUCUUUCUCUCCAGCGAUAAUACUCUGAAAUUUCUCAAAAUUUCUGAUAUAAAAUCGACAAGAAAAACACAACAAAGAAAGACUCGUCUAGUUAUGGCUCUCGAAGCGAUGAAUUCUCCGACAACUAUGUCCUCGUUCACAGUCCGAAAAGACAGGAUCGGAGCAACGGAUGAUCUGAUGAACGACGCCGUUUUCUUGGAGCCUUGGCUGAAACGCAAACGCUCCAAACGCCAGCGUUCUCCCAGCCCUUCCUCCUCGCCGCCUCGAUCUCACGCUAAAUCUCAAAGUCAGGAUCCUUCGGAGGAAGAAUAUCUCGCUCUCUGUCUCCUCAUGCUCGCUAAAGACCAGCCGCGGACGCGAUUCCAACCCUCACUGCCGCCGCCGCCUCAAGCAAGGACGAAGCUUUCGUAUAACUGUAGCGUUUGCGGAAAAGCGUUUCUUUCGUAUCAGGCUUUAGGCGGUCACAAAGCCAGCCACCGAAUCAAACCUCCAACCGCCGGUGAUUCAACAGCUCCGAGCAUCGCCGGCGAAAAGCAUCCGACUUCCACAACCAUCGCUCCUUCCGGGAAGAUCCACGAGUGUUCCAUCUGCCAUAAAGUGUUUCCGACGGGUCAAGCUCUCGGCGGCCACAAACGCUGUCACUACGAAGGGAACCUCGGCGGCGGAGGCGGCGGAAGCAAGUCGGUGAGCCACAGUGGAAGCGUGUCAAGUACGGUUUCGGAAGGACGAAGCAACCGUGUUAUUAUAGAUCUGAAUCUCCCGGCGUUACCGGAGCUCAGCCUUCAUCACGACUCAGUCGUCGACGAAGAGAUUCUAAGUCCGUUGACCGGUAAAAAACCGCUUUUGUUGACCGGUCACGACCAAGUCAUCAAGAAAGAAGAUUUAUCUCUAAGAAUCUAAUAAUUAGUUUAUUAUUAUUAUGUAAUUAGUUUCGUUUUUAUUCGUUACAAUCUUUCUUCUUAUUUCUGGGAUUGGAUAUAUACUCAUCUGUGUUUAGACGGUUAGUGAUUGAUUCAAUUUGAUUGAUGGAUUUGAUUGUCAGAAUUUCCUUUUUAAUUA